Molecule: messenger RNA, 3360 nt
Organism: Tuber aestivum (summer truffle)
Lineage: Eukaryota; Fungi; Ascomycota; Pezizomycetes; Pezizales; Tuberaceae
Source: the annotation of a GenBank genome assembly
CAUUUUCCCAAAUUUAAACUUGAACAAAUUAGGUUUUGAUUUUUUGAUUUUUUUGAUUUUUUUCCUUUUUGUCCUUGUCUUUUGUCGCUCGGGCCGGUUUCGAAAUUCUACGAUACAUAUCAUUACUCUCUCCACGAUAAUAUGUAUAAUAAUCAUGGCUCGCGCAUAAGGUACCACGCGAUCUAACAGUUUUGAAGUCUGAUCUCGCUUAUUAACGCUUUUUUUCUAACCCAGGUUUUGUCUUUCUUUUGCCGAGGUUUCUCUAAUUUUUUUUCAGCUCCGGUUACGAGGUUAUUAAUCAAUCAUGAACUUCGUGGGCUUUUUUGCGGGUGCUUUUUCCUGUUUUCCAAGGGGGUUGUUCGCGUUUCAUAUAUGAUCCUGCCAAGAGAGGGUUCUCAACUGUGCUGGAAUACCGGUACGGUACCGGCCGGUACAGUACCGGUAGGCAUGAUUGAUUGAUUGAUGGGGAUGGGAUGACUAACCAUGCAGUUACCGGUAGUGUACUAACGAAUUUCAAAAGUAUUCGGACACCUUGGCGCCAAGAGAAAGUGUGGUGCCAAGACUUUUGAGUAAAUAGGCUGAAUUCAUCACAAGUUGACGAACACAUGUAUGACAACAAACAUUCUUAUCUAAUGAUGAGUCUGAGUAGCUUCCUAGAGUCAUGGCUAAACACAUUGAACAGCAGGGUGGAAACAAGUUCCAUGGCUAAAUGGAUGAAAAGCCGGACAGAAGCAAAUUCUAUAGCUAGUUAUUUUGUUGGAUAUACCGGAUUUUGGAUUGCACUAAGUACCUGUGGCCUUGGCGCCAAGGUGUCCGAAUACUUUUGAAAUUUGUUAGUACUCGUACAGUAGGCUGGGUAUCGUACUCGUACUCUACAUCGCGGACGCCGGACGGGACAGGAUGAGAGGAUAGUCCAUGGUAAACGUGCCCACCCAACUUACCCCGGCCGGGGAAAGGCGGGGGUGGAAGGAAGGAAGGAAGGAAGGAAGGAAUCAAAGGCUCGGCGGUGACUUUAGGCUAUGACAUAAUGAUGCUCGGACGACUGGUGAGAUGUGACGUCAUUGCUCGACUUGACUUUUGUAUUUUAAGGGUAGGGUUUUUUUGGGGGGCCUUUGUUCAAAUCUCCCAUAGAAGGGAGAGAAGAAGAAGAAGAAGGCUGUCCCUAUCUUUCACUUCCUUUCCUCUCUCCCUCCGAACCAAUCUAUCAUACCUUUUUCAUUUAUCCAACACAUCUGAAAAAAGCACCGUAUAUUAUUAUUACCCUUCAUUACUCCGUCUCAUCAUAGCUAUAUCACGACUCGACAUGUCCACACUCUUCCGAUCGUCCGGAAUUCUGGAGCGGGCGGUUGUUUCUUCUGCACGACCGACUGCAGCGGUGGUUGGCAGUGGUGGUAGCAACAGUAGCAGUAGUAGUAAGGGUGGAAGGUUCAUGGGGACAUCGGCGAGGCAUGAUAACGAUCCUGAGGUUUGCUACCCUUCCAUCCUUCCAUCCUUCCUCCACCAUUCUAAUUUGCAAUAUUAGGUCCUCGAAAGGAACAAACAAAGCAUCCUACGAAAGCACGCAAAGGGCUCAACCGAGCACCCGCACUGGCACGAGGAACUCGCUACCGAUUCUGAGGCUUUUGUAUGUUCCCCCACCACCAUCAUGCAUGCAGGGAGGGAGGGGGGGGGUGGUGAGAGAGGUAGCGAUGGGCGAUCAGUAACAGUGUGGGGCAUAUAAAUAAAUACAGGUCAAAGCCUACCGUGGAGAGACCGAGGCUUCGGAAGGCGAGAUAGAAAAGUUGCAGCAGGCGGCCAACAAGGUUCUUGAUGCUAAGAACAAUGUGAAGGGCUAGAGGCGGAGGGGAGGAAAGCAAGUGCCGUAUCGUAUGCGAAAAGGAAGGAAAGGGCGGUGUGAGAUAUCAUACUCGAUAUGUAUAAUGUGCAGUUGCAGGCGUAGGAUCGAGUGAGAAAUGCAUAAAAGUUCGGGAACUGGUGUAUAGUCUAUACCGCAUACCGGUUAUCGUGAUUGGAUUAGAAUGCACACGAUAAUGUCACACUGCAUUUUCAUUUUUUCAUUUUAUAUCACGGGAGCCUGAGUACCGUACCGUACCGUAUUCCACCAUACUCGUAGAGCACAUGUCUGUACUCGUACAGUACCGUAUUAGACUAGCUUUCGAUCAGGAAGGAAGGCGAUAAACAAUGAAUGAAUGAAUAAACACAUAAAUAGACCAAUCGAAAAGUCACCACGCCGACAGACUACCCCGUACAUUUAUAUCCAUUACAUCUACCGUAUCCGGGGAAAAAAGAAAAAAAAACAUGGCAUGGCGAAUCCCCUCCCUCCAACCAACCAACCUCAAACCUCACGACACAUGCACAAAAAAAAAAUGCACCCCGCAAAAGCAUAAUCCAACCUAAUCGCUACAAUUAGCAUAGAGCACUGUAAAAAUAAAAAUAAAAAGAUUAAAUAAAUAAUAAUAAUACCAUAUAUUAGUACUAUCGGUAGUCCUUCCAAAACAUAAUAUGUAUGAUACUGCACUCGUACAGUAAUUCUCAUUCACGCACUGGCCAUCGCACCAACCUCAACCUCAACCUCAACCUUAACUUAUGAUACUACAAACGGACAAACAGAACAGACAAGCAAGUAAGUAAGCGAAAACCGCAACAAUUCAAAUCAAGCCGGCCAGCCUCAUCCACCUUGGCCGAAUGCGCACCUCACCUUAAUAAUCUAAUGAACAAACAAGCAAAGCAGGACAAAACGCCUACCGGUACCGUAGGAGUUACCACCCUCCAUACAGAUCGUACAACCAAUAAGGGCGCGUCUGGUUGCCACCUCAAACCUUCAUUUUGACCCCGGUUAUGAAGGUUUGUCACAAAAUGCUAUUUUGCUUUUGAGUGGCAUGUCUGGUCGACACCAAAACACAAUAUUCAAAACGCAAUAAUGAUGUCAAAAUGAAGGUUUCUGAAAUACUGGUCCGACCAGUAUUUCACAAACUCUCAUUUUGGAGUGGUGCGCAUUGGCUACAAUAAUCCACUCCCACUACCAAUAGUGGAGUAAAAAAAAUUAAAAAAUAAGUAUUGAAAUACAGGUGGCAAUGUCUUUCACACAUUAAUUAUUCUGAUUUUUUUGAGUGACCUUUUUGGAAUUGAUUUUUCAGGCGACCAGACACACCUCUGGGAGUGUGAAGACUCCCAAUUAUAACAACUUGCGAUUAUUUCAGUUGCAGCCUGCAAAUCAGGUUUUGUGAUUAUCAAGGUUUGAAAAACUCGGGACGACCAGACGCGCCCUAAGUUAAUAACACCGUCACCAAAGAAAAAAAACUACAAUCACGAAAAAUCACUCGAAAUAUUACCACAUGUUGCACACACGGGCGCACGCAU